Messenger RNA from Hyaena hyaena (striped hyena), 863 nucleotides. RefSeq names its product spexin hormone (gene SPX). Lineage: Eukaryota; Metazoa; Chordata; Mammalia; Carnivora; Hyaenidae. Gene Ontology annotation, molecular function: neuropeptide hormone activity. The transcript has 6 exons. Gene Ontology annotation, biological process: positive regulation of gastro-intestinal system smooth muscle contraction. Bases 1 to 699 code for a protein of 232 amino acids. The record is from RefSeq and is a predicted model, not a curated record. Gene Ontology annotation, cellular component: cytoplasm.
AUGAAGGGACUCAGAAGUCUGGUGGCAACAACCUUGGCUCUUUUUCUAGUGUUUUCUUUCAUAGAAAAUUCCAGCAACGCGCCGCAGGGACUCUUUGAGAGAAGGAACUGGACUCCCCAAUCUAUGCUCUAUCUGAAGGGUGCACGAAGGCUCCAGACCGGCCUGGGGAACACCCCACGGGCUUCUGAACCCGACCACUUCUCCAAAGCCCAUGAGCGGGGGAGGGCUGGGUGCAGCAGGCGCAGGCAGCGCGCGGGCAGGUCUCUGCAGGGCGAAGACUGGCGUGGGGGCAGGAUCGUGGGGCGCGCCGCGCAGGGGCAGAGUACGGGUAAAGGCUCUCGGUGCAGCCCGGGGGUGCGCGUCGAGCGCCCGAAAUCCAGCGCGGACCCAGGCCGCCACUGCGGACCUACCCCUCCUGGCUUGGGGACUCGCGGCGCGGAGCACAGUUUAACCGCGAUUGUUGGGUGUUUAGCGUGCCGGCUCAGCCCCAGUGUCGCCUUUGCAGAGGGGCGCCGCUUCAUUUCGGACCAGAGCCGGAAGAAGGACCUCUCGGACCGGCUGCCCCCGGAAAGACGAAGCCCAAAUCUGCAACUACUAACUCUUCCAGAAACAGCAGCUCUGCUAUUGGCUUCCUUGCAGAGAGACCUCAAGAAGCUGGAGAAGAAAACUGAUCAAACCAGAGUCCUAGAAGACUACUAAUCUGAUGAAAAUAGACCAGAUUACAUUCAAACACAGUCCAUUCUUGUUGAAAAUAUGAACCAUGUAAAUAAAGCCUUUGGAGCCUUUUUACUUCAGUUGUAAUCUUAGGAACAUGCACAACCAGUUUUAUUCUUUCCAGAAGUAAAGGUAAUGUAGAGUUCUUA